AUGGCUCGUGUGAAGUACGUCAAGGAACGCAUAGGUGAAGAGGUUACCGAUUGGAGCCAGCUGCUCCACCGUCGUCAGCGCCGCGAAGAGCGUCGUAGGCUUCAGGAGCUAGAGCGCCAGAAAGAGCUACAGCGUCGCAGAGAGGCUGGCGAGAUUCCCGAAGUUCCGACCGGCGCUACCACCGCUGCUAACCCCAACGCGCCCUCUGUACCUGCAACGAGUAUCACGCCCUUUACCAGGAGGGUCACGAGGGCUGCCUCCAGAGCUGCCUCCAACUCUGCCAUCACCAACACCACCACCGCGACGACCACGACCACGGACACAACCACAGUCAUAGCUCCUGUGUCCGUUCCAGCCAGUGCUCCGGCUAACUUUACAGCCGUUGAUUUGCCUGCUGUCAACACCGACGCAGUUGAUCACGACGAAUAUGGAUAUAUGGAACUGGUGGACCCGGCACUGUUCGAGUUUGGAAACGACGACAAUGUUCCAGAGCUACCUGCCAAUGAUGCAGUUUCCAGUGUUCAAGCCAGUAUGCCGACUACCUCUAAGAACGCUGCUCCACCCUCAUUUACACCGGCCACCGCUCCGGCUGCUGUUUCAGCUUAUGCCAUUGACGUCGAGGAGCAUCCAGUCAUGGAUCGUUCACAGCCCAGAAAUGUCGGGACCGUCCACCAGCAGGCCAUGAUGCCACGCACCGCGCAGGGAAACCAAGAAGUUGUACAGCCGACUACUGACGCGCGUACGAAGGCGGCACUUCAGUUAGUCCCAGUCGUCGAUAUCAUCAACCGUUUAUUUGCCGAGAAUUUGCCCAAGCUGCGAGCACCCACUCCAGAGAUGGUAGCGGCUGAGGCGCGCGUCUUCCUGGCUAGGGCCCGGGAGAACGAGACCGUACAAGCAGUGAGAAAGGCGGCGAGGAUGCUGGAUUUCGAGGUCUUACACAGGAUCAACGAGUCCUCCGCUCAACAAGACCUGAGGACAGAAGUCUUGAAGUUCAGACUCCAACAAGUCUUUCUUGAUGAGUUGGCCAAGUAA
Molecule: messenger RNA, 1032 nt
Organism: Neurospora hispaniola
Lineage: Eukaryota; Fungi; Ascomycota; Sordariomycetes; Sordariales; Sordariaceae
Exons: 2
Coding region: 1-1032 (343 amino acids)
Source: RefSeq, a predicted model, not a curated record